Nerophis ophidion (straightnose pipefish) is the source of this 3870-nucleotide messenger RNA. RefSeq names its product caspase recruitment domain family, member 11 (gene card11). NCBI's taxonomy places the organism in Eukaryota, Metazoa, Chordata, Actinopteri, Syngnathiformes, Syngnathidae. The transcript is spliced from 25 exons. Gene Ontology annotation, biological process: regulation of apoptotic process. The coding region runs from base 211 to 3690 and encodes 1159 amino acids. The record is from RefSeq and is a predicted model, not a curated record. Gene Ontology annotation, molecular function: protein binding.
UCUGUCAUUAAAAGUUAGACACACUCUCUCUUCAGGACAGUUUUGAACAAAUGCUGAGAGACAAAGGACUUUAUAUGUGUCACGGUAGUGAAAGAGGAUAUUUCCACUUUAAAAGGCUAUAACAAAGCACACACUGGCCCGCGUCGCCCUGUUUUUGAGUGUUUUUGGACUGUGCUCACUGCUUAUCAUCCACAUCUCAGGGUGCAUGAGAUGGAAAACGGCGCACCAGAGAUACACGAUGACGUCGAGGCGCUGUGGGAAAGCGUGGAAUGUAAACGCUAUGAAAUUUGCCGCAUCAUCACUCCGGCCAAGCUCACGCCUUACCUCCGCCAGUGCAAAGUGCUGGAUGAGCAGGAUGAGGACGAGAUCCUCAACUCCCCGCUUCUGAUCUCCAAAGCUAACCGCACAAGUCGGCUUCUUGACAUCCUCCACUCACAGGGGGAGCGAGGAUGUGUAGUGCUUCUGGAGAGCUUGGAGUUUUACUAUCCGGAACUCUACAAAAAGGUCACGGGGAAGAAUCCAACGCGUCGCUUCUCCACCAUCGUUGUGGAGGAGGGUCACGAAGGUCUGACCCAGUUUCUAAUGAACGAGGUGUUGAAGCUGCAGAAGCAGUCCAAGGUUAAGACCCUGCAGCAAGAGGAGCUCAGCAAGAAGAACUUCACCCUGGAGGAUGAGCAGAAGAAGCUACGACUUGCAAACCAGGAACUUCAGACCUUACAACAGAGGCACAACAAGAUGAAGGAGGAGAAAAACUCCUACAGCGAUGAGCUGCAUAGAGUCAAAGAUGAGAACUACAAACUGGCCAUGAGGUACGCCGCGCUGAGCGAGGAGAAGAACAUGGCGGUGAUGAGGAGUAGAGACCUGCAGCUGGAGAUUGACCAGCUAAAGCAUCGGCUAAACAAGAUGGAUGAAGAGUGCAAGAUGGAGCGGAAGCAAAGUCUCAAACUAAAGAACGACAUCGAGAAUCGGCCCAAGAGGGAGCAGAUCUUUGAGCUCGAGCGGGAGAAUGAGACCCUCAAGAUCAAGAUACAAGAGCUCCAAUCCAUCAUCCAGCCCGGACCUGUGUCUGCAUCGGACAAAGACAUCCUCGACAUUUUAGAACACGACAGACAGGAAGCGAUCGAGGAUAGACAAGACCUGGUCAACCGCCUCUACAACCUCCACGAGGAAGUCAGACAAGCAGAGGAACUACGAGACAAGUACCUAGAGGAAAAAGAGGAUCUGGAGCUCAAGUGCUCCACACUGCAGAAAGACUGUGAGAUGUACCGCAACCGCAUGGACACCAUCAACAUGCAACUAAAGGAAGUGGAAAAAGAGAGAGACCAGGCCUUCAGGUCCAGAGACGAGGCCCAGCACCAGUUCUCACAGAGUCUGAUUGACAAAGACAAGUAUCGCAAGCAGAUUAGGGAAAUGGAGGAGAAGAGCGAUGAGCUCCAAAUCGAGAUGGUGCGGAAAGAAGCCAAGCUGGUUACGCUGGAAUCUCGCCUAAGGCGCCUCUCCAAGGACAUUGGUAGCCCAGCCUUGGAUCAGAACCUGCUAAGGGACUCAACCCCAACCACCUUCUGUCAAGGGGAGCUAAAACUUGCUCCGGGCCAAUCCGAAUGGUCCAGUGACGACUCCCCAGAUGACAGGAUACCUGAUGAGCCCCGCCUUAGACGGCGUCCCAAUUUGAAAGCAAACAGAUCCAAGAACGUGUUACCCAAAGAGCAUGCAGUUAUUAUGGAGGCUUGUCAUCUUGCAGUAAACGGUGGAGAUCUUCCGGAGGUCAUGCCAACAAACGUGCUUGCCUGCAGUUCCCUGCCUCCUUCACCCAUCAUGCCCCCUAUGACUCCCACACAUUCCCCUGGCCUGGGUCCCCCCCUCACAUUGUACUCCUUACCACUACAUCAUCACUCCAUGAGGGAACAGGCCACCAGGCCAAAUAUGCUGCGUUACCGUAACGACAGCAUUUUGUCCACAAAACCUGAGCCCCCCGAGAAAGCAUCCCUGUACCGCAGAGAGAGGGAGAAAGACAACGACUUCCAGCCCCGCAGCCUCUCAGACUUUGACAGCGACACAAUGGAAAUAGAAUUUGAUGAAGUGAAGCGCGGCCCACCUUCUGUCCACUCGUCUUCCUCAUCCCAUCAGUCAGAAGGCAUGGACAUUUACGACAUGGAGCAGUUUACCAACAUCUUCAGGAAACUUUCUCUGGAUAGGCCGUUUCGUACGUCUCUGUCCUCUGUGUCCGGUACCGCCUCGACCCUGAAGCCUGUUCAGGAGUUCACGUUGAUAAGUGACCACUUACUGAAGGACAUCACUCUUGUCGGUGGCAACGAAAUCGGGAUUUUCAUCUCAUCCGUCCAGCCGGGCUCUGUGGCUGAAAAGAUCGGGUUACGAGAGGGUCACCACCUCUUGUUGCUUGAAGGGCGCGUCCGAGGAGAGAACCAAAGCAUUUCACUGGAAACCAGCACCCAGGAGGAAGCCUAUUGGAUACUGCAACACUGCUCUGGACUAAUCAGGCUUCACUAUCGGGCCAACUUUGACGCAUACCGCCGCCUACAGAGGGACCUUGCAGAAGGCACGCGGGUUUCUGGCGACUCCUUCUACAUACGCGUGAACCUCAACAUCUGCAGCCAGUCGGACAACUGCUCUCUGAGUGUGCGGUGCGAUGAGGUGAUGCAUGUUCUGGACACAAGGCACCAGGGCCUGUGCAUGUGGCUGUGUGCCCGCGUUGACCCCUACACCUGCUGUGACCUGCAAGAGAGUGGGACUCUGCCUUGCAAUUCACGGGCUCAGCAGCUGCUCCUAGUCAAGAUACAGAAAUUGAUGUGUCGAGGGGGGAAAGAAGAGAAUGAAAUUCAACGCAACGUAAGGAAUAACCUGCAGCAGGAGGAACCAGGUCCCUCUACGGACUCCAAAGCCAGCCCACGUAUAUCAAGAGCCAGCAUCUUCCUCACACAGAUCAUGCAGCAGUUUGUCAGCAGGACAGACAAUAAAUACAAGCGGAUGAACAGCAGUGAGCGCGUGAGGAUCAUAACUGCGGGCGGCACAACAAGACAAGGCUUAGACACUCUCAAACCUAAAGACACCACCGAUCCAGAUGGGGACAUGAGCAGAAGUUUGAACCUGACCCCUUACAGUCAUGUGACCCCACAACGGAGUCAGGGGAGAAGACCAGUCCUCUUCACCCCCACUGCCUUAGCCAAAACACUUUCGCAGAAAUUAGUCAACAUGGGGGGUGCCAUGGACUUCUGCAUCUGCAAACCAGACAUUUUGUCCAAAGAGGAGUUUAAUCAGAAAAAGAGCGUGGAUUCUUUGGCUUACUUCAAAGAAAAUCGUGCCUCCUUUGAGUGCAUCACCAGGGAGAACAUAGAAGCCAUCGCCGCAAAGGGCAAACACUGUCUGCUGGAGGCAGAACUCAGCUGUGUCAACAACCUUUUGAGGAGAGAAAUUUACCCAAUCAUCAUCAAUGUGAAGAUUUGUGAAAAGAAUGUCAAGAAGCUACGGAAGUUGCCGCUGCGGGUGGAAUCCGAGGAUGAGUUUCUGAGGUCGUGCAGGGCAAAAGAGAAGGAGCUGGAGGGCAUUCCCUGCCUCUAUGCCAGCCUGGAGCCGGACACCUGGACGGGGACGGACGACCUCAUCAGGGUUGUCAAGGAGCAAAUAUUUAAGGAGCAGAACAAGACGGUCUGGGUGGAGCAGGAUCUCCUGUAGACACACUUUUACCCUGCUCACUCUGGACAGUACAUUACAAAUAGGCGUGUAAUUGAACCACAGUUCUUUAGAAAUAUAUAUGUAUAUGCCAUGUAUAUAAUGCUCAAAUAAUAAAUACAUUAUAUGUUUUGUACAUUGAGAUGUUUUAUUGUGCUGAACAAAUAAACAUUAUUUUGGAAA